AUGUCCAACAUCCGUUGUCUCACAUUGCCGUGCAAGCUCAGUUCAAACACAGAAAUCGAAACCGAGACAAAUUAUCUUCUCACCGGUGGUGGUCGUGGUCAAGUUUGCUUGUGGAGUUUGGGUCUAGACAGCGGUCAAACAACCGCUGUCGCGGAUCCAGCUGUGUGGCGUCCUGGUUGGCUUGGAUUCACGCGGCUUCGGCACACGGAAACCGAUGGUCUGAGUUCUUUGGCUGGUCACAUAUCUCGCUCAGCCACAACACGACAUGCCGAUCCGAGAGCAACAGAUUUGCGUGUCAUGGCUUUGGUGUGUCUACGCCGAGUGGAUUGUCCUCACACGAAUUGGUUACUGGGUAUGGCGGCCUGUUCGGACGGUUCGAUACGGUAG
Messenger RNA from Echinostoma caproni, 387 nucleotides. The record is from the annotation of a GenBank genome assembly. Lineage: Eukaryota; Metazoa; Platyhelminthes; Trematoda; Plagiorchiida; Echinostomatidae.